Molecule: messenger RNA, 3686 nt
Organism: Clarias gariepinus (North African catfish)
Lineage: Eukaryota; Metazoa; Chordata; Actinopteri; Siluriformes; Clariidae
Gene: dipk2ab
Product: divergent protein kinase domain 2Ab
Exons: 4
Coding region: 720-2009 (429 amino acids)
Source: RefSeq, a predicted model, not a curated record
GUGUGUGGGGUCGCCAGACUGAGACUCCUCAGCCCUGGAUGACUGUUUCUGUGAUCUCACAUUAUUGACUCCUCGAGUCGAUAACCUUGGCAACUCCAGCCGACCACACUCCGAAGUAACGGCUGAGAGCGAGCGCUUCUUAGGCUCUCCAAAAAAAAAAAAAAAAGAUAAAGAAUUCGAUCCUGGGCUAGAGCGGCGUCUGAGCUCGGACUUGAGAAUAAUUCUCGGGUUAUAAAUGCACUUCCACGCAGGAGAGAGUGAUUACAGUAAAAUGCUGUUUGAAGAUGAUACAACAAGUCGAGCGAGAUGCUUUUAAAGCCGACGAGAUCGAUGAAGAGAAAAUCCUCGGUGUGGUCAGGUUCAACCCGAAAUCCUUCUCUUCACGUUACGAUGGAGUGUGUACUCGUGCUGGUUUCCACAUCGCUCUCUGUUUCAUCCAACACCUGAGCUAAAGUCCAAGGUGUAGCCUGAGGGUCUCGCUCGUCUCUAACAGCGGAUUAUUGGCCUUCUAUGGUUCUGUCCUAUUUGGAUCCAAGAGGAUGUCUCCCCACGUCCUGUUAUAUUUGCCUAAAGGGAGACAUCAUCAGCAUCCUCUUCCUCUCUGGCAACUGUAAAUGGAAACCUGCACACAAUGAUAGAACACCAGUGAUUGCUGGCUUUGACGUUCUUCACCUCACCUUACCUCACCUCCCCACCCCUUCCCAGUCCCAAGCCUGACCAUGCUGCGCUUCGUACCCCUCAAACUGGGCCGAGUAUACCGCUGCCUGAAGCUUCUCUUUAUUGUAGGCCUGUUUGUUGUGCUUUUGAUGAACACUCACACGCUUCUUGCCUCUUUUCAAAAGAACGAGCUGACAGAUCGUCGCUUCAUCCAUCUCAACAAGUGCCCGGCUUGCUUUGGCACCAGUUGGUGUCGCAAGUUUAUGAACGGGCAAGUAUCGUUCGAGUCGUGGGGCCGACUGCGUUUUCUCGAUGUCUUCAACGUCAAGAACGUUUUCUUUGCCCAGUAUGGCGAACCACGGGAAGGCACGCGUCGCAUCGUCCUCAAGCGCCUUGGCUCCAACCAAGAGCUCGCAGACAUUGACCAGAAAAUCUGCAAGAGAGCGACCGGUCGACCUCGUUGCGACCUCAUCCAGGCCAUGUACAAGACAGAGUUUGCCCGUCUUAAUGGAGACGUUCGCCUCUUGACUCCUGAUGUCGUGGAAGGCUGGUCUGACCUGGUCCACUGCCCCUCGCAGAGGCUGCUGGACCGGAUAGUCAGGAGAUAUGCUGAGACUAAGGACUCUGGAAGCUUCCUGUUGAAAAAUCUCAAAGACACAGAGAGGAUGCAGCUUCUAAUGACGUUGGCUUUUAACCCUGAGCCUUUGGUUCUGCAGAGUUUCCCGUCAGACGAGGGCUGGCCGUUCGCCAAGUACCUGGGAGCAUGCGGGCGCGUGGUGGCCGUGAACUACGUUGGCGAGGAGCUCUGGAGCUUCUACGAGGCUCCGUGGGAGAAGCGCGUGGACCUGGCCAAGCAGCUCCUGGACAUCGCCGAGCAGCUCACCAACAACGACUUCGACUUCGCGCUCUAUCUGCUGGACGUCAGCUUCGACAACUUCGCCGUGGGCCCUCGAGACGGCAAGGUCAUCGUAGUGGACGCCGAGAACGUCCUGGUGGCCGACAAGAGGCUCAUCAAACAGAAUAAGCCGGAGAGCUACGACAUGUGGUACGAGAGCCGCUUCGAGGAGUGCGACAAGGAGGCCUGUCUGUCUUUCUCCAAAGACGCCCUGUGCUCAAGGGUCACCGUCGACCAUAACUACUACGCCAUCUGUCAGAACCUGCUGUCCCGCUACGCCACGUGGAGAGGCAGCACCGGGGGCCUGCUGCACGACCCGCCGGCCAACGUGGCCAAAGACGGGCAUCUCGACUCCCUGCUGGAGGAGUGCGUCAAGCCCAAGGCGCGGUACGGACGCUUCGCGGCUGCCAAAGAGCUCCGGCAGUAUCUCACCGAGCUCAGCGGUACGGUCAGGUAAUGACCGGGGCGGAGGGUACCGAGAUACUAACUGCUUCUUUCUGCUCUCCGGGUGGCCGAGGAGCUGUUUCAGAGCAAAGGAGAGAGGAAAAACAUCCGCGAGCUCUGAUAGCUGUGUCAACGUUCCAGCCUGCUGACUUUUUAGAAAUUGCCAUAGAUCAUGAUGGCUGGAUGAAGCUCUCCAUAUUUUUUUGUGGAAUGAAAGAACACUUUUUCUUUUUUUAAACUUGAUUUCACGAUGGAGGGAAACACUUGCUAGUGUUCCAGUCUCAGCUCAGAGAGUUUGCAGUGAAUCUCUAAAAAAAGAGAAGCAGGAGCUGUCGUACUUUCUUCCAAAGCGUUGCUCGGUUCACUGAGACGCCAGCGUGCUCAGAAAGGACAGCUGGAGAGUUCGGUGCACAGCAGCUCGGGAGAAACCCAUAUCCAGGCCUCUUCACUAAAUCUCAAGACUUCCAGCGAGCUGAUGGUUGGCAGUCAGGCAAAGGCGAGGGUUUAGAGCUGAAUAAUGACAUACAGAUGGUUUUGCUUUCACGUAUAUACCAAAGAUCCUGGAUAUAUGUUGCUCCGAUUCCUGUAUAUUUCAACAUCCUGAACUGAUUACGAGUGCCCGAGGCACGGCAAAACCAACACUUUUAUUCAUCGAGCAGAUCCAGUGAGGACUGAACUGAUUACGGGACGAUUCUCUGUUCUGAAUAAAUAACCACCGGGUCCGGCUCGAACCACUGUUUGAAAGCUGAGACGCCGAAAUGCGGCGAUGCGCCGGCCCUACCGUCCAAAUUAAAUUCUCCAGCUCUGAAAUUGAUUUAAUCACACGUCUCUGACACUUAACAUCGGUUAACCUUCAGCUAUCAAUCUGCCAUUUUUUCAUGUUUCUGCUGUUUUUUUUUUUUGGUUUUUUUUAUGAAACAAAUUAGCACAUUAGGUUUGAUUUUGCACAUGGUGCACCAGGGAAUUAGCCCUGUGUGUGUGUGUGUGUGUGUGUGUGUGUGUGUGUGUGUGUGUGUGUGUGUGUGUGCGGAGGCAUGAUUCAAAUCAUAAAAUCAUUAAUCUCUGAGCUUUGGGAAAGGGGCUGGAAUCCGAAAUCCAGAUAAUCACUUCAGCUAAGGACAUUUCGCCAAGGACAUGAGCGCAAAGAAAAGACGUUGCCGUUCUUUCUCUACAGAGUGAACUUGAGUUCCUGGAGAUCUCCAACCUAACAGAACCUGCUUCCUUCUCUGAUCUAAUCUCCGACUCGAGCUCUGCUGUAUCUGAAUCUGUUUAACUGUUGGACUCACGUCCACUUGACUACUCACGUCAGGUAUUAGAUCAGGGCAGGAAUGGCGUUCCACAAGGUUCGGUUGCGCGUCUCCUCGAACCUCCAAACGUGGAUAAGCAAUAAGUGACGUUCCUCCAUUGUCGUUCUCCACCGUAUGACCCGGUUUAAUCAUCUUCAAAAUCUCUGCUUUACCUGGGACUCAUUUGCACCUCUUUAGCGGCAGGUGCGAUCGUUUUGUAAGUGCGUAAAAAAAAAAAAAACUAAAUGAAAAAAAAAAAUAACCCUGUCUGCUUGUGUUGUAAUUAUUUUUCAUCGAGUCAUAUAUCAGCGGUGUCUGAUUUUACUGUGCCUUUCAUUCGAAAGUUGUAUCCACAACUUUUCAGUGGGUUUAAUUGAUCAAAUAAAUGAAUCUAUCUAUCUAGA